CUUGAGCGUCAUUUCAAUCACUCACGAAGCAGAUCUCCUUCAGUCUGUUAAAAACCUCUUAUCGGUGACAUAAACGCGUGACAACAGAUCGGAUCCGAGCGCGUAGCUGUCGCCUAAUCCGCGUAUACUUGUGAAUGAGAAAGCAGGUUCGGUUGAUUUGUCCGCCUCUUCCCGUGGGACUCAGUUUGAGGUCGCUAAUCGAGAGAGGCGGAUACAACACCGCCCCUCCGGGCUCCUCCCGGCGGCAAAGCGAACGUACCCCGUGGGCGCAACUGGGGAAGGUGGAACAGGUAGGCGUCCUCCUGCUGACUCGCUCGCCUCAGACGCUCGCUGCUGUUCCGGGAGUAAUUGGACCUUUUAGGUCCGGGCCAGAACUUCUCGUGGGGGUCGUUUGGUUUGCUCAAACAAGGAAGAGGAAUUUGCAAAAAAUAAAUAAAUAAUAAUAAUAAAAAAAUAAAUAAAUCAGUUGUUUAAGACAAGAACUGCUUUCCACUCAUGGAUCAAUCGGGAUAAAGUUUAUUUUGGUGCCACCUGGAAGGAAAAACAAUGCAGAUGGUGCCUCAUCACUAGCUGAUCUCAGAGGAAAAGAGGACGCUCUUGAUUACACAGCUGAUCCCGGAGAGGUCAGACUCCCUGACCCACAUCCCCCAGCAGGAGGAGGAGGAGGACAUGGAAGUUCUGCGGCGUUCUUCUGUUUUUGCAGCCGAGGUCCUGGAUGUGUUUGAGCGAUCGCAUUCUGAGAAGGAGCUGGUGUCCCAGUCGAAAGCGUUGUGCAGAGACUACAUCCUGUCCAGACUCCACCAAAAUGGGCUGGGGUGGUCCAAAAGCGAAAUCAAUUUCUGUCCUUCCAAUGCGGCUCUCUCCGAGGUGACUAUGGUUCUCCUGUGUCUAGGAGACGAGCUGGAGUGCAUACAGCCUGGUCUGUACAGGAACGUAGCUCGGCAGCUCAACAUUUCUGUUGCCAUGGAGAACGUGGUUUCAGAUGCCUUCCUUGGAGUGGCAACAGAGAUUUUCUCAGCAGGUAUAACAUGGGGUAAGGUGGUGUCCAUGUAUGCAGUCGCUGGAGCCCUGGCUGUGGACUGCGUCAGACAAGGUUACGUCACCACCGUGCACAUCUUGGUGGACAGUCUUGGGCAGUUUGUUCGCAGAUUCCUGGUUCCCUGGUUGAAAAGGAGAGGAGGAUGGGCUGAGAUCACCAAGUGUGUGGUGAAGAAGGAGCUGACCUCCGAACAACCCUGGUUGUCGUCUGUCAUGGAGUCAGUCAAGUACGCUCUCACCACGAUAUACGUUUACGUCAUGAAGGAGCCGUGAACAGCUGGCCAGUAGGACGAGAUGAAAACCUCAGAGUUGUCACUAAAAGCUGGAGCGCAGAUGGUCGCCGCGCUCGAUGAGGUUUGAUCUGCUGCCGCUUUCCGUCUGUUGCUACCUGGUUACCGACAAAUACUUCCUGAGCAGCAUGUUUGUUGUCUCCGUGCCACGCUAAGCCUGAAAGUGAUUUCCCUUCAACCAAAGAGUAAUCACCACAAUAUUAACAGGCAUAUCUUUUGUGUCACUCCACAUCUUUUAUGCUUUUUUUUCUCCACUACCACGACAAAAUGGCUUCCCAUUGUGCCCAGUAAUGGACCAAAUGCAACGAGUUGAAUGGUACACAUUGAAUGUGAAUAUAUUUUUUUACACGGAUGAUUGUUUUUAAUUUGUACAUAGUUUAUUUAUGGUUUUAGCUCUUUUAUUUUUGUGACUAACAAUUAAAACCCAAACUGGAAGAAGUUCAGGAUGGUUGUGUAUCAUGAAUGCCUAUUAGUAUUCAUUUAUGUUGAUUUUUUUUAUAUCUUCAUUAAACUUGACCAUAUCCUGA
Molecule: messenger RNA, 1855 nt
Organism: Oryzias melastigma (Indian medaka)
Lineage: Eukaryota; Metazoa; Chordata; Actinopteri; Beloniformes; Adrianichthyidae
Product: bcl-2-related ovarian killer protein homolog B
Exons: 5
Coding region: 670-1311 (213 amino acids)
Biological process (GO): intrinsic apoptotic signaling pathway in response to DNA damage; extrinsic apoptotic signaling pathway in absence of ligand; regulation of apoptotic process
Cellular component (GO): mitochondrial outer membrane
Molecular function (GO): protein heterodimerization activity; protein homodimerization activity
Source: RefSeq, a predicted model, not a curated record